CGCGCACACGCCUUCCUCUCCUCUCUGGUUGGUGCGUAAUGAACGUGCGUCAGGAUUUUGCGUUUGGUUCCUUCUCGGCAAGAUCACUUCUCGACUUUCAGACAUCGACCAAAGCAGGAAAAACAUUUCCUCCUUUGCGGCCAGAGUUUUCUUUUCCCAGAACUUCUCAGACAUAAAAAAAAUUUCGAGAAUUAAAACGAGGAAUAUCUGAAUAUUCACUUCACACGAUGAUGGAUUUACGGAGUUUUGUCGCUGCUCUGCUUCUUGUCUUCAGUUUGGCGACAGUUUUCGCUGAGACUUCCGCACCUGGUAAAGCAUGUGAGUCGUCGAAUGCGACAAACUGUGAGGAAUGUCUGAGAAACGUGACGUGCUUGUGGUGCAUCAAAACGAAGUCGUGUAUAACAUAUCCAGUGAGCACCAUCCUUCCACCGCAUGCGCUCUGUCCACUGAAUGAUGCACGCUGGGGGCUCUGCUGGAUGAACUUCCAGAUAUUGAUAAUCACAUUGGCCGUGGUAGGUGGAGUUAUCAUCAUCGCCUUCCUGGUCUGCUUGUUCUGCUGCUGCAAGUGUGAGAAUGUGGGAUCCCAACGGUUCCAGGCCAGGAUGCAGAAACAGGCCAAUACCGCAAAAACCAAGCAAGAAGAGAGGAGGGCAGAGAUGAAACAGAGGCAUGACGAAAUCAGGAAGAAAUAUGGUCUAAGUGGACAAAAUCCUUACUCCAGAUUUGCGUGAGAGGAUCCAUGAACUGAGAUUUUACUCUGUGAACCUUCUGUUUUUCCCUGAACUCUCACACCUCAGACAUCAACAACACAUCUUGUGGCUCUGAGAGUAAAUAUAACCUGAGAAUAAAUGUAAACUAUAACUAAGAUAAUUUCAGAAAAGUGACAGUUGUUUUGUAUAUGCUGCCUCUGGCUUCAUCCAGCCAAUGAACAAGAAUGUUGUGUUCACUGUAAUGAUCCAAGAGGCUGCAACCAAAGGCUAGAGUACACACAUGUAGCAACAGUGUUUGCUAAGGCUAUAGUAGUGUAUCCUGUGGCUCCUGUAGCAUUAGUUUUUACUAUUUAUGGGACUAUGUCUUAAGUUUAAUUGUACAGGAUGUAAAGAAUCCAGUCUGGUUGCUGAACAAUUCUUUCCUUUUGCUUAAGAAAAUCUAUUAGAUGUGUAAAUUUUCAGAUUUUUUUUGCGGAGUUUAGAGAUGUAAUUAGGAAUUACAACCUAUUUUUGCACUUUGUGUGAUUUUUUUUUUUUUUUUUUUAAUAGUGUUUCAAACUGACUACAACUACUAUUUUUCUGUAUUAGGUUCCGAAAAUACAGUAGCAGUCAAAAGUUUGGACACAUCUUCCCAUUCCUUUGAAUGAGGAAGUGUGUCCACACUUUUGACUGGUACUGUAACUUCAUAUUAUGAGGUCAAAAGGAAAUCUUCAGUCUUGCACUCCGACUUGAUUGAGUAAUCAUUAAUUUAAAUUGAAUGUGUUGAUCGUACAGUUGGAUUGAAAUCAGCCUAAUUCUAAUAUUUCUUGUAUAUCCUGUAAACAAACAGGUCUAAUAAAAGAGUUUGGACUGAUGACUAA
Molecule: messenger RNA, 1570 nt
Organism: Thunnus maccoyii (southern bluefin tuna)
Lineage: Eukaryota; Metazoa; Chordata; Actinopteri; Scombriformes; Scombridae
Product: pituitary tumor-transforming gene 1 protein-interacting protein-like
Exons: 7
Coding region: 228-731 (167 amino acids)
Biological process (GO): protein import into nucleus
Cellular component (GO): nucleus; cytoplasm
Source: RefSeq, a predicted model, not a curated record